GUAGCUUUAUAAAAACCACAAGUCACAGUCUGAUCCUUCCAGUCUGUAGUUUUCCAGAGCGAAAGAGUCUUUCUGAGUUUGGAAAUCAAAAGGUAUGGCUUCUUCAUUCCUUGCUCUUUACUGCUUGUUAGUUGUAGAAAUGUGUAACUUAUGGGAUGACAUCCUGUGCAAAUUUACUUUCAGGUAUUAAAUACUUAUUUUCAACGAAAUGUGCUUAGGAACAAGGCUGUAGUCUGUUUAAAAAAGUUGUUUGCUUGCUGUAUUUUUUUCGGGGGGGGGGGAAUUGUGAAAAAGCAGCAACACUUCUAAAGCUGCCAAUGCAGGUUUAUUUUUUUAGUUUGUCUAAAACUAGCUCUUUUAGGACUGGCUUUUGUGUGGAUGUGUGUGACCAUGGAAAACUGAAUUAUUUUUAACCACAAAAGAGUGAGUUAAGAGGGGGGAAAUGUGACUUCCUUGUAUGGAAACUUUUUUUGAAAAACAUGCACCCUGUGGUUAUGACGUUGCUUAACUGUUUUAAUAACAGCCGAGUUGUCACUUCUUGCAAACAUUACCUAGGUAUGAAAUUAAAAUGUGAGCUCUCCUUCAAGAAAGAAGGCAGGGGAGCCAGUAAUUAGUCUCCUUCCUUUUUUAAAAUUGCAGACGGCUCCUCCUGAGGGUGUAUGUAUGAGUAAGAGCUGCAGAAUCUCACCCCUGGUCUGUUCAUACUUUCCACAACUGCUUUCAAAAGAGGGUGGGGCUGUUUCUUUCUGCUUGGUAGUUCUUUUGAGUCAAGGGACAAGUUUUUCAAGAUUUUGAUCCAUUCUGGGCAUGAGGGGAGAUUGCCUAUGGGACAUGAAAUGCCAAAAAUAGCUGUGUCCUUGUAAGAGUACUUUGAUAUACUUGAUCUGGUGUAUGCCUACUUUUGAGAAAGUGGCAUUAAACAUCAUAUGAUUUAUUUCUUAGUAAACAUGUUGGAAUGUUGCAAAAGAAGCUCUUUGAAAUAUACUUAGGCCUUUGCAUCAGGUUACAUUUUUGUAGACACAGGAUUAUUCCUCUUGUUAUGCAAGUAUUGCAUGUGAACUCUGGUUUUUUGCAAUGAUCCCCAAAACAUGGCUUUGGAACUCUUGGUUUUAUACAUCUAACUAGCUGGAUUUGUGUGCCAACCCUGUACUGAGGGCAGCUGUCUUGCAUAAACUGCAAAGCAUCUAGAGCAACUUCUAGGCUAGCUGGUGGCACAGGAGGCAUCCAGACAUGCAGAGCAUUGCAUUAGUUUUCCUGAUUGCUAGCACUUCUGUUCUAUUUUCUAACAUUCCUUUCACAUGGCAGUACUAUGGAGCCAUGGCUAUUGACUGAUAUACCAGCAUGUUGAGCUAAAUUUCACCAGUGAUUCCCGUCUGAUUCACUCAUGAAAAUAGCAGGAAAGACCUAUAUACUGGUGGUACAUUGUCUAGCCCCAUUUUAUUCUCACAAUUUUCUGGGUUAAUGGGCUUGCAAAUGGAUUAACAUGGAAAUGAGUGCUGAGCUUCCACCGUAUUCCACUAGAUUUCCAGAAGUGGCCUUUACUGUAUGUGUUCUGCAGGGGUGGCAACUUGAAUAAAAUAUUGGGGGUGCCUAGCAAGAUGUGACACAUGCACACCAUUUGAAUGGCAAUGCUCAUUAACUUUAUAUAUAUUUUUGUUUUCAGUUUUCAAAAGUUUACAGGUACACACCUUGCAAACACAUACAUCCAGUACAAUUAUAUAUUUGACUUCCCUCUCCCACUUUUGUGGUUUCUUUUCUAAUUUAAAAUUUUAACACUGCAUUUUCCACUUUACUCCAUUUUUGAGUUAUUCUUCCUUUUCUCUUAAUGAUAAUUUUAACUACUUGAUUUAAGUUAACCCUACUAAUGAACUUACUUGCAUGCCAGAAUUUUUCAGAUGUUCCCCACUUUUUAAUAUUUUGUUUUCCUCUUGGUUUCUUAUUACACCCACCCAUUUUGCCAUUUUGGCAUAGUCCAUCAAUUGAGUUAGCCACUCUUCUUUGUUUGGUACAGGGCAAUGCCCAUUAACUUUGUGGGGGGCGGCCCCCCUCAAAUAUUUUAUGGGGGGGCAAAAGGACCUCGGCCCCAAGGAGUUGACUCCUGUGGUCUUCUGGAACAUAACAUGGAGAUUAACACUUAGGGGACUGGGGAAAUGGAAUAAACUGUCGUGUGAAAACCACCACAAAGAUGAGAUAUAAAAGGUUAUUGGGUGGUACCUUCCUGGCCAGUCCCUGGAUACAUCCUACUUACUUCCUGCAAACUUUGCAUCACUGGAAAGCCCUCCAAGUAGGCCACUGGUGACAAACUUUCUAGCUGUCCUAUUUUUGGAAUUCAAUGGGAAAUUAGUCUUUCACAAAGUACCAAAAUAAAUAACACUAAAAGAAGGACUUUGCUGAAAUAAUAUCUGAAUGGAAUUGUGAUUGAACCAAGAAGAUUAAAAGCAUUGAAUCUUGAUUUCUUAACCUCUCAAAUCUUAUCUCAGCCCAACUUGGUGGUUCUGAGUCUGAGUUCCUCCUCUGUUGCAUGAAGCUGAGGAUUGUUUUACCACCCUAUUACUGCCUCCCCAACCUCUAGUGAUAUGGUGUGUGUGUGUGAGAAAUAAGAAUAUACUAUGGGUUGUAUCUGAUCAAAUCAUGCCAGGACUAUACCUAAUUAAACCAAUGGACUAAUUAAACCAAUGGACUAAUGGUGGUUAUAACUAACUUUUGCCCAUUGAUUUCAAUGGGCCUUCUCUGAAUAUGCCUUGUUUGUGUCCCUAAUGAAGAUCCAGCUUGGGGAUGGCCUUCUGGCGGCCCAUGGGUCUCUUUUAGUGAACCCCUGGUUUCCUUCUGCCUCUCUCGCUUCAUCUUAGAAGUGGUGUGUGACUCAUAUGCUAUGUUUGGGCUGGGCACUUCCUCUAUGGAAGUAGCACUGCCAAGAAGGGAUGGGGGAGAAAUUCAAUUCAGUUUGUAUUUAAAGGCAAUCAUACAAAAUUCAGUGAACUAAAACACAGCCAUCCUUCCAAAUCAGCAUUACUCUGAAUUUUGCAAUGUAGUUCUUAGCUGUGUGAUGUGUACAAAAUUGCAUGUACUGGAGUAAACUGUGCAUAUAAAUGUAUAUAUUAGUAAAAAUAAAAUACAAAACAUGCAUCAUACUACAAAAAAUUGCUUUGCAAAAAUGUGUAUAUUGGGCAAAAAAAUCAUGCUAAAAAAUGUAACAUUAGGAGAAAUUCUCACCCAAAUGCUGAUGAAUUUUCUAAACUGAUGAAUUUUCUAAACUGAGAACUGAAUUUAAGAUUGGAAAAAUGAGAAAUUGAGAGAAACAGAAUUUGACCCCUCCACCUAUCCCUUUGUGCCAAUGCUAAAAUCAGCAUGUGAGACGCAUAUGUGAUCUUUUUGACCUAGUCACCCUCCUCCCGGUAUAGAAUGAGAAUGUCAUAGUCUCAUUUGCUUCAGAGGGCUGUUGGGAAACAUUAAUCUCUUUUCAUGGCUUUCAGAAAGCCCUGACAAUAUAGAUGAUUAUUAACCUUAGAAAGCAUGAAAAGAGACUGCUGUAACAUUUCAUUAUAAUCCUUGCUUUCUCCCUGCAGAACCUUGAAACAACAUGGCUUUUGUGCAAGAGUUUCUGAAACAGGCCUGGUUUAUUGAAAAUGAUGAACCACAAUACGUGGUAAGAUUUUUUUUUAUGUGCAUAAAAAAAGAAAAGUAGAAGACAGAGUUAAUCACACGGGGUCUGCAACAAAAUGUUCCAAUGUGGAAUAUGCUGCUGUUCAGGAUUCCUGCCAGCCAGCCGUCUGUACCAUUUCCCAGAAUGCAUUAUCCCACUCCCACUGCCAGCAUCAGGCAGCCAUUGGUCUAUAUCCACUAAACAAUGCUCAGUCUUCAUUGGGGUGUUUUCCCUUAAAUAUAUUUUAUACUUUUGCAAAUCUUGGGGUUUCCCUAAGUUUGCAAAUACAUCCCUCUUUGUGUGGGUGAUACCUUUUGGCCUGUGGGAGGAUUUUCUUUCAUAGUCAGAGAAUGACUUCGUAUUAGGGUGUCAACACAAAUAGAUUUCAGAACAUGGGUGUGGCAUGUCAAAGUGUCUUCCUAUAAGAGCCCCAGUGUUAUUAACAAGCACUAUUGCUGCUUAAGCAAGAGCCCCUUUCAUGCGCUGUCCAUCACUUGUUGGCCACACCCCCUUUGUCAUGUCCCUAUUUGCCUGUCUUUGCCACCUUCUAUGCAUGGGAAGAGAGAAGACAUCUGAAGGGAAAAGGUUGUUCUGUGCAUGUAGGUUCUUUGUACAUGAUCAUGCUUCUACAUUAUACAGGGAGCCUUCAGUUGUAGAGCAGGGUCUAAGCUUCAGGUCACUUUCCCCAGGCCAUUUUUGAGCUUCUUUUUAAUGGAAAAUUAAAAAGCAACAGGCAACAUGGGCAGCCAUACACCUGGAAUUUCCCAGACAUUUUACUGAUUUCUGCCCAGACACUGCUAGAGACAGCAGUAUUCAGUAUUCAGUAUAUCGGCUCUGGAUCCAUUCCAGUCCGGCUUCCGCGCUGGUCAUGGGACCGAGACGGCUCUGGUUGCCCUAACAGAUGAUCUUCGUAGACAGCUGGAUGGAGGCGGGUCGGGGCUGCUGAUUCUUCUAGAUCUGUCAGCAGCUUUUGACAUGGUCGAUCACGAACUUCUGGACCACCGCCUUGCCGACGUGGGGAUCCAGGGCACAGUCCUUCAAUGGCUGCGCUCGUUUCUCUCUGGUCGGGGACAGAGGGUGGCGCUUGGGGGGGAAUUGUCAUCGCGCCACUCCUUGGUGUGUGGAGUGCCUCAGGGUGCGAUACUCUCCCCGAUGCUUUUCAACAUCUUUAUGUGCCCCCUCGCCCAGCUUGCUCAGAGUUUUGGGCUGGGUUGCCAUCAGUAUGUCGAUGACACCCAACUCUAUCUGUUGAUGGAUGGCCAUCCUGACUCGGCCCCAGACACACUGACCAGAUGUUUGGAAGCUGUGGCUGGAUGGUUACGUGGGAGCCGGUUGAAGCUAAAUCCUUCAAAGACAGAGGUCCUGUGGCUGGGACGGGACGAUAUGGGAUUGGGGGGGCAACUCCCAUCUCUUGCGGGGGCGCAAUUAGUGCCAGCACCGUCCGUUAAGAGUUUGGGUGUAAUCUUCAACACCUCCCUUUCCACGGAGGCGCAGAUUGCAGCUAUAACAAAGGCGGCAUUUUUCCAUCUCCGCCAAGCUAAGCAGUUGGCUCCUUACCUCUCUCGCCCUGACCUAGCCACUGUGAUCCACGCGACGGUCACCUCCAGACUGGAUUAUUGUAACUCGCUCUACGUGGGGCUGCCCUUGAGACUGACCCAGAAACUCCAGCGGGUGCAGAAUGCUGCAGCGAGACUCCUUACGGGGUCUUCGCUGCGAGAUCAUAUUCACCCGGUGCUCUAACAGCUGCACUGGCUCCCGGUGGAGUACAGGGUCAGGUUUAAGGUGCUGGUUUUAACCUUUAAAGCCCUAUACGGCCUAGGACCCUCGUACCUACGGGACCGCCUCUCCUGGUAUGUCCCACAGAGGAACCUACGGUCUGCAAAUAAAAACAUCUUGAAGGUCCCAAGCCACAGAGAAGUUAGGCUGGCCUCAACUAGAGCCAGGGCUUUUUUGGCCGUGGCUCCGAUCUGGUGGAACACUCUGUCACAAGAGACCAGGGCCCUGCGGGACUUGACAUCUUUCCGCAGGGCCUGCAAGACAGAGCUGUUCCACCAGGCCUUUGGCCAGGGCACAGCCUGACUCCCUCCCUCGGCAAUCUUCGCGGAGCUCUGGCCCAAUGGUUGCCAGUGGCUUGAAUUAAUUAAUUUUAUAAUGAAUGAUUUUAGAGUGUUGUUUAUGCUGUACUUUUGUACUGUUUUAUUGUUGUUAGCCGCCCUGAGCCCGGCUUCGGCUGGGGAGGGCGGGAUAUAAAUAAAAUUUAUUAUUAUUAUUAUUAUUAUUAUUAUUAUUAUUAUUACUAUUAUUAUGUCCAGACAUAUGGCAAUGCUAUCCUUGUUACUCAUAAUUGUCCCUUAGAUCCAAGCCUUAAUUCUCAUUGAAAAUGUAGGGGCAAUAUGUCAAUGGAAUAACUGUAGCAUGCUAUAUAUAUAUUAUUUUGCAUCUUUUGGUAAUUUAUACUUCAAUUACCUGGUUCUAAAUGCAAUUCAUCCUGAACCUCAGAGGAUAGAAAAUUAAUGUAAAUGUAAGUUUCUCAUUCACUCCUUUUGUUUCAUUUAGAAAAAUACAAAAAGUGGCUCUGCAGUUCAUUCUUAUCCUAGCUUCAAUCCAUCUGCUGAUGCUGCCGCCCUGGAUAAGGCCAUAACAGCUAAAGGUAAGAUGGGCCUGUUCAUCAUGCACGUGGAAGCAGUUUGAAACUGUCCUCCAUCGACAUGCCCCUAAUAUAGUGAGGAAUACUAUUUUGAAGACCAGAUUAGAUCACCAGUCCUUUUUCCAAGGUUGUCAAUAGAAACUGAUUUUUCAUCCAAUUUGUUACCCCAGUCUUCUAAAUUGUUCUGGUAUGUCCAUCAUGGGAUUCAAAGAUCCUCCUUUAUCUGGCUGGUAUGUGUGAGGUUUUCCUACAAACUUUAGCCUCUGGCUGGAUAGUCUCCAGUUCCAAAGUUUGGUGGAAAAUUAGGGCUGAGUUGAUUUCUUUCUUACAGUUAAAAACCCCCAAAUUUUCCUAAUCCCAAUCUGAAUUGUUGGAGAAUUUCAGUCUUCACCUGGAGAAUAUUCAGCAAAAUGGGCUACCCAAUUUUGGCAAAAGUGUGCAUUAAGUUUAAAUAUUGUUUCAUCUUACACCAAAAUUGCUGAAUAAAUCAGUGGGUUUGACUUCCUAUUCUUCCCAGUCUCCUCCUUUCUCUGCUGAUGGUUGUUAGGAUGAAGAAAGUAACAGCUGAUCAAGCCAACAUUUCUCAGGAGAGGUUUCUGUGAAAAAACUUUUUAAAAAUCAUUUUUUUUUGGUUUUACAAAUACAAAGUUAUAAAUAUCCAAAUAUAUAUCCAUUCUGCCUCCUCCCUAUUCCAAUAAUUUUCAGUGGAACCCCCUUCCACACAUGGCUUCCCUACACUCAAAUAUCAUUUUUUACUAACCUUAAUGAAGAAUUCUCCCCUUUAAAUAGUCUGUAAACAUUCUUUUAAAAAUCUGUCAUUAUUUUCUCCUGGCUGCUGUUUCUUCCUCUUUUGCAUGAAGUGUUGUGAAGGGGCUGAUUUCACAGCUCUGCAUAGGACAUCAUAUAUAGCAGCAUGAUUAUAAAAUGCAGGGCAAGUAAGGACAAAACAUAAGUGAAUGGCUUAAGAAUGAGUAGUGAAAACCCAUCUUUUCAGCACCGCUGAAAAUGUUCAUGAAAAAAGUGACAUGGGCCAGUUAUGGCUGAAACUUUAUUUGUAUCUCAGUAUUAUAAUUAGAAAAAAUGAUCUGCACACAGUGAUACAACAGCUUACAAAUACUUCUUCUUUGCAUUUCAGGAGUUGAUGAAGCAACCAUCAUUGAUAUUUUGACCAAGCGAAACAAUGCCCAACGCCAGCAGAUCAAAGCUGCCUACCAGCAGUUAAAGGGAAAGGUACAGCUGCUAAUAAAGGAUCACCCUGAAGAACUAUCUUGUAUAUACAUGUUUGCAUUUUGAAGAUCAUGAUGCAUUGUUUUAGAAAAAGGAAUCGACAUUUUAAAAUCUUCAUGGUUUUUGGUUGUUAGAAUAUAGUUUGAAGAGGUGGAUGUCAAUGUGUCCCAGAUUUGGCAUGGGGGAGGGAUAUUGCCCCCCCCCCCAGCACCAUGGUUCUGAUUUGAACGGAGGGCCUUUCCUUGGCUUCUUUAAAUUGUGUUUUUUUAAUAAAAGAAUCUGAAAGGGAUAAUGCCAUGCCACUUUCUAACCAUAAAUGAAUGAUAAAUGAAUGAGGAACAACUGAAGGCAGAUUCCAUCAGCACCCGUGAGAAUGGGGUAUAGAGGAAGCUAUGGCCAAUUUCAAGUGGGGGAAAAAAGGCUUUUCCUGAAUGUGUGAGGUUUCUGUACAUGGCAAUGAGCCUGUUUAAGAUGGCAUUACAAGUUUAAUAGACACAAGUAUAUGGAGUGUUUGAAGCUUGAACAAUAUUCUUCUUGGCAGAGAGGGAAUUGUUCUCAAAGGGGGGAAGUAGAUUAGAUAUUUAUUUUAUAAUCCAAAUAACUCUUUAAAUGGGUAGUUUACACUUAUGUGCUUUCGGUUACAGCCCCUGGAAGAUGCUUUGAAAAAAGCACUUAAAAGCCAACUAGAAGAUGUUGUCCUGGGUUUGCUGAAGACUCCAGCCCAGUUUGAUGCUGAUGAGCUCAGGUACGCCAUGAAGGUAGGUCUCUCUGCUGACUGGGAUAAGCUGGGUCUUGUACCCAAGCAAGAGCUGGUCUUCAGCAUUAUUGAGUCAAAAACAAAUCUAAUAAGUGUGUAUAACCUCAAGUGUGAGAGUGGAGCAGGGCCAAGAAGCUCAUUGGCUCCACUCAUUUACAGGUCAGUUACAGGCAGAAAUAUUGUUGUGUAAACUGCAUAGGUAGAUUGUGGCUGACCAUUUCUUCUUUCUGGUCUCUGUGGUUGUUGCCCAACCCUUCACCAUGAGAUUCCAGGGUGAUUUACAAUAGUUUAUAAAUACAGUAGUAAAAUCAGUUAGAACAAAUUACAGUCAAGAGAACAGGAUGGGUCCUAAAUAUAUACCUUUUACCUUUACCUUACAUACAGUGCUUUUUCUGGGGGACGCAGGAACAGUGGCAAAGCUGAAUGCACGCUGCCCAUCCCGGGUACACCGGCUGCGAGGGCGUGACGCGCGUUCUGGGGGCAUGAUGCGCUGCCCGUGAGGCUGUGAUGCCCGGGUUGGGGGAUGCACAGUGCGUGUCCGGGGGGCCGUCGCCAUGGCCCCCUACUGGAAUAGUGGCGCUGGGGGCAGCCCACUCCCUCUGCACUCCCUUUCCUCCGCCAGUGCGCAGGGGUGCGCAUACCCCUAAACACUUUGUGAAUCUAAGUUUGGCCUCAUUGAGGAGCAGCAUUUCAUUAUGAGUAGAUAUAUAUAUAUAUAUGGUCAUAGCUUGGUUGCUGAACACAUUGGAACUCGUAUGUUUCGGCUCCCAAACAUCAAAACCCAGAAGUGACUGUUCUGCUUUUUGAAUUAUUUUCGGAAGCUGAACAUCCGAUGAGGGACACUCCUGCAGCCAAUCAGAAGUCGUGCCUUGGUUUUUGAAUGGUUCCAGGAGUCAAAUGGACUCCCUGAAUGCCUUCUGUUUGAGAAAGGUACAACUGUAUACAUGUACAUAUGUAUGCAUCUCCAGUGCCAAAGUUCAGGGUAUGGAAACUACAGAAUGAAGGAGCCAGACUGAUGUCUGGGGUGGUGGAUUAAAUAGCUUAGCACAGAGAAUGUUCUAUUUUGGGCCAGCCCCACAAACUUUGGAGAGCAGUGGAACUAUCAAGAGGCCCCCUCUCUGCCAAUCCUACUGCCUGAGAGGGAUUAUAGGAAAGGCAGCAGUCUUUCAGAUAUUAUAUAUUAGGUUCCAUGGACUUUGGGUCGCCAGAUGACAUUGAACUCAAAUUUCCAUCAUCCCUGACCAUUGGCUAAGCUGGCUGGGGAUCACGAGAGAUGUAGCCCAACAACAUAUUGGCCCCCAAGGUUGAAGAUAAAACUCUUCUUUUGUGAAUGCAUGACAUGGCUGUGAUUUUGACUGGAUAUACCACCUGUUCCUUUAUUGUUCUGGGUCCUUUAUGCACUUUUUAGAUUAAAGUCAUUUUAGAAGAAUACAUAUUAUUGACUUACUUCCAUACAGGGUCUUGGAACUGAUGAAGACAUUUUAAUCGAGAUUAUGGCAUCAAGGAACAACAGAGAAAUCAAGGAAGACAACAGAGCAUAUAAUGAAGGUAAUUUAGUGUUUGGGUUUGUCUGUUUAAACUCAAUAUAAAAUGCUAUGCAAGGGGGAGAAUAGAAUGCUCAGAGCUGCUUUCUUUGUCAAUGUAUCUUAAGAUAGAAAAAUCAACUUCUUGCAUUUUGUUCAGGGUAUAGAACUAAGAGCAAUGCAUGUAUCUGGCCUUGUGCCAUUCUUGGAACACAGACAGCAAUCUAACAAUCCAGUGUUCCAUCCACUGUGAUCAUGGCUUGUAGGGAACUAGACUAUAUGCUGAACUCUCCUCUCCCCACUCAACCCUUCAGUUUUAAACUGUGAGGCAAAGCCGUUGAACAGCUACUAAGCUGCAAAUGUUUGUCUACAUGGAUAACGUUCCACUAACUCUAUAAAAAUGUGUGUGAAAAUUAUGCCACACCAACAAGAAAAUAAUGUCUGGGUAUGCAUAUGCUUCUGUAAUUGGUGAUAUUACCUUUCAAAUGCCUUGUUAGAAGGAUCAUGUAGGCAAAUCACACCUAUUUCCCCCUGUCCCUCUCUUCUUCUUGCCCCCCCUCCCCAGUCUCUCAAAUGAAGGAAGCACUGGGACUCUUCACAUGUCAUUUGCAGGUCCUCUUUGCAAAAAGACAGAAAUAAAAACACAUUGAGGCUGUGAUUCUAUGCAGUAGCAGCUCAUGUGGUGGAGGAGGCUGUGGGGCUGCCCUCCUGACUUACUGGCUACGCAGGUGUUGUGCUCGUGGGAGUUUUGAAUUGGCUCAUUCAAAAAUGACCUCACUGCCAUGCCACCCCAGCCUUUUCUGGUAAGUUUAGCAGUGCCAGGGGUGGGGGCUCCUAGGCUCUGCUCCCCCACUGGACAAAGUGAGACAUGUGUCUAAGCAAGCAUGCAUAGGACUGUGCUAUAGGAUUUCCAAUGGAAAUCUGUCACUGGGUGUAAAACGUCAGUCAGUAAACUAUGGAAUGAGAAAGUUAUCUCACCACAAUGAAUAUUUUAUUGUUAAAAAAUGGAUUUCAAAGGUUUAUUUUAAUUGCUUUGUACUUUUUGCAGCUUAUAAGAGGGAUCUUACCAAAGACAUUGUCUCAGAUACAUCUGGAGCCUUCCAGAAGGCUUUGGUUGCCCUAGCAAAGGUAUGCACAAUUUGAAUUUUUGAGAACUAGAAGUUAAUGUUUGUUUGCUGGUAGGAAGCCAGGAUUAUAGUCUGCAAAGUGGUAACAGGUGAACUUGAUCUUUUGCAGGGUGACCGUGAUGAAAACCCUCAUGUGAAUGAAGAGCUGGCCGAUAAUGAUGCCCGGGUAAGAGCAGGCUUGUGUACAUUCUGAAUGUCCUCCCCUCCAGGCCCACAGAAGCACAAGCUUUUCCCUCUUGCCAAGGACUAAUAAGAGCACCAGAUCUAUUUCAUAGUGCCAGAGCUCUGUUAUCUAUCCUGCCACUCCCCUCAAAGCACCAAAUAAUUUAUUAAUUUUUCAUUAAUAAAAUCUCAGGACUCACAAAGAGAUGGUUCUAACGUAGGGUUGACAUAUUUCAAAAGGUGAAAAUCUGGACACAAAAGUUGUUGAUUUUUUUUAGUUUUGCAAGAUCUCAAAAAUAAAAAAUAAAAAUGUUUUUGAGCUAUUCUUAAGGGAGUUCACCAAAAUCUACACUUCCAACAUGGGUUGCACUAUGUCUGGAUUUUCCUGGACAUUAAAGCAAUUUCCACCCGGACACUGUUUCUGACAGCCGAAUCCUGGCAAUGUCCAGGAAAUUCUGGAUGUAUGGCAACCCUAGAAUGUAACGGAAAGAACUAGGUUCCACAUGACCCCCCCCAUUAAACAGACCUCCACCAAGUCUUGGAGGAAAGGCAGGGCUGGGCCUGACUGAGGCACAGGCCUGCGGUGAUCUGAUGUGAGGCAGGGCUGGGUCCCUUCCCUUCUGUGUAGCCUUUGUGCCCCAGGAGUUCAUUCAUGGCGGGGGGCGGGGGGGAGAAGAGUGUUCUAGGCCACAUGCCAUAAGUUUCUACCUGGGCACAGCAUGGCUUAGCAUUAGGUGCAAACAAGGGUAAGGGUGUGUGUGUGUGGGGGGGAGAGAGAGAGAGAGAGAGAGAGAGAGAGAGAGUUAUACGAGUGGGGAAAUGGUCAACAAGGAAAUAAGCAACUCCUUCCAUUCCACCAGCUCUCAGCCAUAGUGUAUAUGUGAUUCUGUGGUUCACUUAACUGCAGGAAUCCUAAGGUACUGUCAAUUUACAGAAUGGACAGAAAAUCAUUUGACCUGCAGAUUAAAUUCUGCUGUGCAGUUGUUUGCUUUUGACUGAAUCGGAUUAUACACAAUAUUUCGGACUCCCACACUACAUAAUCUAAUUUAUUCCCACAGGCCUUGUAUGAGGCUGGAGAAAGAAGAAAGGGGACUAAUAUUGAUGCUUUCAUUGAUAUCCUCACUACAAGAAGCAUGCCACACCUCCGAAGAGGUAGGUAGAAAGCCAUUUAAUGCUGUACUUCAGUCAGGAAUUGCUUCAGCCGCUUUGGUGUUCUGUGAGGACAAAGCAUAACAGCAAAGUGCAAAAUAGUGACUGCUUAAGGAUAAACAGAGGAGCCCCCACAGCUUUGUUAAUAAGUCUGCAUUUCCACACUACAGUUGGCUGCUUCUAAAGUAACAAAAGCUGUUUUGAAAGAGUAACAUAGGACAUUGUGCUGUCAGCAUUCACAGAACUUGCAUGAAAAUUGCAUAUCUCAUGGCAAGCACAGCCUUACAUUUCCCCUCACACCCUUGUUUUCAGUUUUCCAGAAAUACACCAAGUACAGCAAGCAUGACAUGAACAAGGCUUUGGACCUGGAGCUGAAGGGAGACAUUGAGAAUUGCCUGACAGCAAUUGGUAUGUGACCCUGUUCCAUAGUUAAAACUCUGUUUCUUAGUUCUGUCCCCCCUUAUAUAAAAAGUAUUAUUAGGCGAACAAUAGUGUGAUCCUGUCUACUCAGAAGUAAGUCCAACUGAGCUCAGCCUGACUGUAUAUAGUGAUUUGUGAAAUUCACAUUACUUGCCUAAAAAAUUUCAUGGAGGAUGCAGUGGGUGUAGGUGUGCGGAGACUAUUAUUAUUAUUAUUAUUAUUAUUAUUAUUAUUAUUUAUUUGCAUUUACGUAUCACCUUUCUGUCAAGGCACCCAAGGCUUGCAAUUUGUGUUUAAUUAACUCCCAAUGGUGACUAAAGCCCAUUGAGUUUGAAGUCUUCAGAAUCUGUAUCUGUUCUUCCCCUCAUAUCUUGUUUGUUAUUUUGCUGUCAUAAAUAAUCACAGUUCUGUUUGAUUUCCAGUGAAAUGUGCCACAAGCAAGCCAGCUUUCUUUGCGGAAAAGCUCCACUUGGCAAUGAAGGUAAAAUAUACUUUAGUGGCAGAACUUUUGCUCUAAAGGGGUAGGCUAAAAUCAGAGUCCCUAGGCAAGGAAGCCCAAGGUCUGGCCCUCUUUAUGAUGAAGGGGGUAAUUUAAUCAGUGGAGCAUUCCCAAUAGGACCGGCCCAAUAUAAUAUAGUAUAUUACUUAGGCAAGUAAUGUGUGUGUGUGUGUGUGUGUGUGUGUGUACACACACACACACACACACACACACACACACACGACAUUUUUAUGUAUCCCCGCACCCUGAGAAUAUUGAUCAAAAUAGUCCCCCUCCCAGCUUCUGACAUGUGAAUCAAGUUGACAAUGUCUGGAACAGCUGUGGCUCCAGUCCUAGUUGAGCUGAAAUUUAUCAAAGAGAACGAGAAAUUAUUGGUGAUCCUGGGCCUGUUCUGGAAUUCUACUACUUCCAGAGAACAUUUGGUGAAUCCCUCCCACCCCAAUGUUAGCGCUAGCAUGUGGGGAGCUCUGAAACGGGGCUUUGGGGGAUGCGGGUGGGGUGCCAGUAGUUUAUUCAAAGGAUACGGCCAAAGGACAUUAUUCACUGCAGAGAAGCAAAUGUUCUUGCACCUUCACUUUAAAAACUGAUGUUACAAUGUGUUCAUAACACCAUUUUGAAAAAUAAAUAUGCAGGAACAUUUGUUUGCCUGCAGUGAAUGCCCUUUAUCCUUUUAAGAGCUGCGGUGAUAGAACCAGGAAAGUCUGGCAAGCAGCGCUAAGCCAACUACAAUCAAAAUGCCUAUAUUAAAGUUUUAUUUAUUUAAUUACAUUUAUAGUCCUCUUUUCACCCUGUCAUGGAACACUGGGAGGCAGACAUGUGACUCCCAGGCAGUGACCUAUCCAGGCACUGACCAGCCACUUGUUUAGCCUUAGGGUGGUGCUGGCCUCAUCUGCCAACGGACUACAGUAUAUAGUGAAUUUACUUCCAUUUAUUUUUAACAGGGUUCUGGAACACGCCACAGAACUCUGAACAGGAUCAUGGUGUCACGUUCUGAGAUUGACAUGAAUGAGAUCAAAGGAUUCUACAAGUCAAUGUAUGGCAAAUCCCUCUGCCAGGCCAUCUUGGUAUGUAACUUUUUAAAAGUGCAGUAAACUUAAAUUGCACUAAACUUGAUUGAGUGGCUAAAGAGUUAGGUCUGGAGCUCUGACAGGUUGGCUUGCAAAUGUAGAUCCUGACUUGUUUAUGUAUAUAUAUUUAUCUAUUCCUGUUGACAAACUACUUUUGGGGCUUCCAAACAGUUAUGUAGCAUCAAGGCUGCAAUCUAGGCACAUUUAUCUAGAAGUCCCAUUGAACUCAGUGGGACUUGCUUCUGAAUAGAUGCACACAGGGUUUUGCUGUAAGACUCCCUUCGAUGUCACACAACUGCAUCUUGUAGGUAUGCACUGCAUUCUGAGUAGCCCUGUUUAAGAAACCUAGCAGUCCUUCCUUCUUAGCUGUUACUGGCUGGGCUACAAUACGAUUUUCACAGCUUGGGUACAGUCUCUCAAUAUAGCUCCAGAAUCUCCACCCCUCCAAACUUGGGAGAAUACUCCAUUGCUUUCAGUGGAGCAGCAUUAGCAAUGAUGUAUGUUCAGUGCCAUGAACUCAGGAUGAGCCAGGACACUUUCCUCUUUGUGAAGCUGCCAUCAGCCCCAUGGAAACAAGCCCUCUCCAGCCACUUGUUUGUUCACAUUAUUGAAGUCAGCCCUCCAUCAGCGUCCCUGCUGUCCUCCAUGAGCUGAAGAGGGGCCCCUUGUAGCAGGGCUCUUCCUCUACUCAUGUAGCCUCCUCGUGAUGUUCUGGAUCUAAAACAUCACAUGAAGAGGUCAGAGGGGAAAGGUAUUGUGUGAGCAUAGCAGGAAAGCUCUUCUUAUUACUGUACUUCAUUAUAUUAUGUCUAGCAGUAGUAGACUGUUUUCUUGGACACAUAACAUGAUUCUUCUUUGUUCUUCCACAUCUAGGAUGAAACAAAAGGUGAUUAUGAAAGUAUUCUGGUGGCUUUGUGUGGUGGUGACAACUGAGCUCCAUAUCUUUUGGAUACUCUCCAGCCUUGAGGAUAUCAUUCCUUUUAAACUCCAACUGUUAAAUAUAUGUGUACGUAAUGAAGGCGCUUAGAGUAAUAGCCAAGUUAGACUAUUGUUCAGUCUUGAUACCUUGAAAAACUGUAGCCUGGAAAAAUACUCUUUGUUGCUCUUAAUUUCUGAGGCAUUAUCAUCUUUUUUAGUAUUUAUCCUAAGCCAAAGAACAUCUAUGUUUGCUUUUACAUACCUAGUCAAUGUAAAAGGUAAAGAAAGUGCCUGAACAGGCCUAAGUAACAUUCCAAAUAAAAUUAACCUGUGAUAUAC
This is a messenger RNA of Podarcis lilfordi (Lilford's wall lizard), 15478 nucleotides long. NCBI's taxonomy places the organism in Eukaryota, Metazoa, Chordata, Lepidosauria, Squamata, Lacertidae. The record is from the annotation of a GenBank genome assembly.